Messenger RNA from Caenorhabditis angaria, 1520 nucleotides. The record is from the annotation of a GenBank genome assembly. Lineage: Eukaryota; Metazoa; Nematoda; Chromadorea; Rhabditida; Rhabditidae.
AUGCUGAGCUCAUCGACUCGUCGUCUAAUUUUCCAUCGAUUCGCUUCCACAGCAAAGGACUCCGCCAAUUUCGAUCUCAAAAAAUUCGACUUAUACAAACUCGCCAAGGGCCCGAAUUCAACAACUACACUAACCAAAGAAGAUGGAUUGUAUUACUAUACUCAAAUGAAGACUUGCAGAGAAAUGGAACUCGCGUGUGCACCGCUUUUCAAGGAGAAAUACAUCAAUAUGGCGUGUCAUUUGUACAGCGGACAAGAGGCUUGUGCAGCUGGUAUUUUGGCCGGUUUAAAGUAUGAGGAUAAGGUGAUUGGAAGUUAUCGUGGACAUGCUUGGGCACAUUUAUGUGGAGCUACUGUCAGACAUGUUUUAGCUGAAUGUACUGGUGAGUUUGAGACGAGAAAUUAAGGCUAACUAUAGUCUAGUUUCGACCAAGUUUGUGACUCAAUUUUCAUCGUCACAGGUUCUGGGAGCCUGACCAGAAAAAUGUAGUCAAAAUUUGGCCAUUUUUUGACCAUCUUUUGACCAUCUUUGACCAAAAUUUGGUCAUAAUUUAGCCAAAAUUCGAUCAAAAUUACCGAUUAACCAAUAUUUGGUCAAUGUUUAACCAAAAAACGAAUUGGUGCAUUUUUGGUUAAAAAUUGGUCAUCGUCCCACCUCCAGUGACGUUCUCAUCACAAAACCCCACAAAAUUCCAGGCCGCGCAUCCGGAAACGUGCACGGCAAAGCCGGUUCAAUGCACAUGUACACUGACCGGUAUUUCGGCGGAAACGCGAUUCUCUGCGGACAAGUUCCCAACGGAACCGGAAUGGCUUUAGCCAUGAAACUUCGCAAGGAAAAGAAUCUGAUGGUCACGGUGUUUGCCGAAGGAACUUUCAAUCAAGGACAAGUUUUCGAGUCGUUCAAUAUGGCAAAAUUGUGGGAUUUACCGGUUUUGUUCGUUGUGGAAAACAAUCGAUAUUUGAAGUCGACUUUGAGUGAAACAUUGACACCAAAUGCGGAUUAUUAUACAAGGUGGGCAAAAAAACCGGCUUUAACCACAAGCCCAACCAAAUCUCGAAACUAUAACCAAAGGUUUUUUUUCCAGAGGUGACUAUCUUCCCGGAAUCCGCUGCGACGGAAUCGACAUCCUCACAGUCCGUGAAGCCGCCCGUUUUGCCCGCGAAUACAUGAUGGCUGGAAAAGGCCCGCUUCUCCUCGAACUCCAAACCGAAAACCAAGGUCACACUGAAUUUGGCAAUGGCCCAACAAGAUGUCCUGAACGCGAUCCAGUCAUAGAACUUCAGAAGAAAAUGUUGGACGCGGGUUUGGCCAGUCAACAAGAGUUCCAUGCGAUCGAUAAGAAGAUCGAGGCAAUCGUUGAAUCGGCGUCGAAUCACGCGAAAACUGAUCCGUUUUUACCGCAUGAUGCGUUGUACACGGAUGUUUUUCACAAUACGCCGAGUCACGAAAUUCGAGAUUGUGUGAGAAUUGUGAAGCCGAAAUAUACUGAGACUAGACAAAUGACUUUUGAUCAAGAAUAA